Molecule: messenger RNA, 2460 nt
Organism: Suillus fuscotomentosus
Lineage: Eukaryota; Fungi; Basidiomycota; Agaricomycetes; Boletales; Suillaceae
Exons: 15
Coding region: 1-2460 (819 amino acids)
Source: RefSeq, a predicted model, not a curated record
AUGGAGAACUUAGAGCCCAACGUAGAUUUCUUAGCAGGACUCGAGCAUGAGUCAUAUCUUUAUGACACCCAGCUCUCUGCCUUGACCAUGUUGACCGGUUUUCCUACUUUCAACAUUGACUUCAUCGGAUAUCUAUCCCUUGGCUCCCGGCCAACGCUGUUUCCCCUUUAUAGCCCGCCCAACGGUCAACUUCCUCUCAAGGGGUUUCUCUCUCUUAUCGCCUACGUGGUGAUGCCCGUCGUACAUUUAUCCGUUUUUGAAGAUUCCCAGAGUAACGAAGUCCCUGUUUUCGUCCUUGCCAAUCGUGAAGACAUCCCGCCACCCUUGAAUCUACCGUGGGUGCAGGCCAAGACAGGCAUCGACACAAUGAUGCACGGAGUAUAUCAUCAUGACGGAGUUGCCCGCGAGCACGAGGAGCCGACAAUCAUUCACCAUGCGACGUUCCCUAUGGGCUUCAGCUCCCUCAAUCCUGACGUUGACUAUCCGGUUGGCUUUCCGACGUGUGACAUUGACCUUUUGUCCCUAUCGGAUGCUUUCGGGCAAGGUCAUUCCGCCCAAGAUUCCUCAGUCCCCUUGUCCUGGAUGGGCUCUACCGCCAAUGUGAUGUCAGCUGGCCCUAGUAGUGUUUCCGGCACGAUUCCCGCAGACGCACAAGCGCGACCCAAAAAGAAGGCUGCAGCGGCUCAAUUGAGCCUUCAUGAGAUUAUGAAGGCGUGCCCCAAAUGGCGAAGGGCCCUUGCGUAUCUCCGGCUCAUGCUCCGCGUCGUGAUUUGUCUUGGUCGAACAGAAUCUCCUCAUCUUCUUAUCACUAGUGAGUAUGCCGAACGUAGAUGCCAGCUUAUCCGUACGAUCUGGCCCGAAUGCCUCAUCAAGGCAGAUGUCGCUGCUGAAGAGUUGGAAACCGUUUUGACCGCAGUAACCAAGUUGCCCAUAUCGCACAACGACGUGUUGCUCAUGGCGAGUCCAUGGUUAUCGCAGUUUCUUUAUGAUACUAGGCGAGUAGCAGCACAUUCCUUGGACGACCCUCGCGCCGGUUUUGGCCUUGGAAGUGAUGUACUGUGGGGCAUAGCCCUAAGGGAGAAGAUUCUGGGCCUUUUGCGAAUGUUUACUCGCCCUUACGCGCAUAUGCUCCCCAUCGCAGCCAACGGUUUCGUAGUCUUUACAAGGGAGCAGAUUGCAAAGGAAAUCAUGUAUCAUCUCGCCUUCCGUACCACCACCACAUGUCGAAUCAGACUCGUUAUGGCUGAUCUCGACCCCGCGGCGUUCAGGCAUGCCCCACACCCUCCCAUAGAUACACUUGCAUUACUGGGGUCCACCUGUUACAAUGCCCUGAUGAUAAAGCUGAUCAGCAUUUGGGAGAUAUCUGACGUCAUGCCUCCCUUUCCGACCGUCAGCCAGGUGCAUCAAGAACUGCGCGAAACCGCUUUCAUGUUGCUGCAUCAGCAGAACGAUCCAGAUUUUGUCACACUCAUGAGUGACUUCCGCAGGCUUUGCACCAUUAUACAUCCGAAAUGUCACUUUCUUGGAAAUGACCAGAGCGAGGCGGCCCUCGUGGCAUGGCUCCGGAAACAGGGACGUGCCGACCUUCCAGACUCCCUCCUUGUCACAGCUUCAGUGCUGUUUGGUUGGGUCGACUCCCACGAUCUUAUGGCUUUCCUUGAUGUGAGCCUUAAGGAGGUCGCGAUGCAGGAGAUACUCCAGCAAGAAGAGCAUAUAAUAUUAUUUGCGGGAGGAGGACGAUGUCUGAUGCAGGACAGAAUGCUCCGAGCCCAGAUGGAAGUCUCGUUGUUUAGCAAUGCUAUUUCUAAUGCGUGCGAAGAGCUGGAGACUAGGUCUCACCCAGACGCUCACACACUUGGUCUAAAGCAGCCGGUCACAGUGAACGCUGUCGAGAACGCGGGAGCACGCUCGGCGCCUAGCUUGGUUAGAUUGGGCUGCUUCCAGCCUUCGAGUCACAUCACAGAAAAGUGCAAAGCAUGGCUCCUCGCGUCGUCGUCUUUCCAAGACACUACUACGAAAGUUGAAUCUAAUGUCAGCCGCAAAAUUGAUUUUCCACAGACUCUAGAAAUCGAAUACUCCCCGAUCUCCAAAGAUAUAUUUCUUUCCCUGCCACGUUUUCUGAAAGCUUGGGUGGAUCACAUCACAUAUCGUACAUAUGUGAACGCGUCUCUUGCAGAGAGCAAGCCCCCGUACCUCAAUAACAGGCACGGCUUCAAAGCCAAAGAGUCCAAAAGUCUGGACCAGCUUAGGUCCGAUAUUCAUAUUCUGGACCUGAAGAAGCACCGCGCACAGACAGAAGUGGAUAUGCUGUCUGAAGCCCUAUCACGCAUUGCUGAGUCCGAGGGCACCGAGUCUGAUGGUUCUUCUGGGAGUGCUGUGACGUAUGGACAUAACAAUGAUUGGUCUGAUGAUUGGUUUUCGUCUUCAUAUGCCUCUUCCAAUGUCUCUUUACUGAUGUAA